GUUGCAGGCCGAGAUUGUAUUCAUUACAGCAAAAAGUUAUUGCCAUCACCGAAACAAAGAAAUGAAAGACAAAAAGUCCUCCUUUUCCUUCCUUCCUUCGGCUGCUCAAACAAAACAAUAAGAGCGGGUGUUGGCCUCUUUUGUUCUUUCGGGUGUUAUUGGAGCUGCUCGUCGGUGGGUCGGAGGAUCGCAGUUAAUUUUCUUGGAUCAAAUUGCUGCAUCUUAUGAUUUGCAGAAGUUUGUAAUAAACAGUUGAAUUUGGGGAUGGACUGGCUGUUUUUCCCUGCCAUCAAGAUUUAUAAAUGAUGUUCAGGGGGCAAAAGGCUGCAAAUUCUCUUGGCAUAUUUAAGUGGAGAUGGGGCGGUGAAUCCUCUUUGUCAACAGGCUUAUUAGGUGAUGUUCCUCCUGAAAUUGAGUUGUCUGGCUAUGGAACAGUGCCACCAAGCCCUGGUAGUGAGAGCCCUUCAGGGCUUCUUAAUGGUGAGACUCUGAAUGUGGAACCGAUUGCUGACUUGGACUUGUUCUUUGAACGGCUCUAUAGCUACUAUUGUGAGAAAGGCCUUUGGUGCAUCAUCAUAAAAUGGAUAGUUGAACUUCUGAGCCUAGGCUUUACCAUAUGUUUCUCUGGGUUUUUCUUAUUGUUUGUUGAUUGGAAUGGUCUCCGAAAUGCAAAGUGUGGGAUGGAUGCAUUUGAGUCUGGAACUAAGCAAUGUGAUCUUUCUAAGGAAGCUCUUCACCAGCACCCAUUAACCCCUUUAACACUUUCAAAAGCUAUUAUUGUUGGAUAUCUGGGGCUAUUUUCCAUCUAUUGGAUAUUCUGUUUUUUAAGGUUUUUUGCACAAUUAAAGGAUACUCUUGGAAUACGUCAUUUCUAUUAUAACAGCCUCCAUGUUACUGACAAUGAAAUUCAGACCAUGCCAUGGGCAGAAAUCCUUGAAAGGGUUGUCCGCUUACAAAUCUCACAGCAACUCUGUGUAGUCAAGGAUCUUUCCGCUCAUGAUGUGGUUAUGCGAUUGAUGCGGAAGGAGAACUACUUGAUUGGAAUGCUUAAUAAAGGAUUGCUUGCCUUUCCUCUCUCACCCUGGGUUCCAGGUGCUGGUCCAACUGUCAAAUUUGGUCCUGCUGGAAUGCAACAUCGUCUAAUACUAACAAAGACACUUGAAUGGACCUUAAAUUGGUGUAUACUGCAGAGCAUGUUUGACCGAAACUUCUGUGUUAGAAGGGACUUCAUUUCUAAUCCUAGAACAUUGAAGAAGAGGCUCAUGGUUGUCGGGCUUGCAAUGCUUCUUCUCUCCCCAUUCCUUGUUAUAUUCAUGCUGGUUUACCUUUUCUUAAAGCAUGCUGAACAAUUCUAUAAUCACCCAAGCACAGCUUCAUCCCGGAGAUGGUCAAAUUUGGCAAAGUGGAUGUUUAGGGAAUUCAAUGAGGUUGACCAUUUAUUCAAGCAUCGAAUUAAUAGCAGUGUAAUGCAUGCUUCUGAGUACCUAAAGCAAUUCCCCUCACCAAUUAUUUCUAUCAUUGCAAAGUUUAUCUCAUUUGUAUCUGGCGGCUUUGCUGCUAUCUUGAUCAUCAUUGCCUUUCUGGAGGAAUCAUUGUUAGAGGGCCAUAUAUUUGGUCGGAACUUGUUUUGGUAUGCAGCUGUUUUUGGAACCAUAACAGCUAUUAGCCGGGCUGCUAUAACAGAUGAACUUUUGGUCCUUGAUCCAGAAGGAGCAAUGUCUAUGGUGGUGCAACAUACACAUUACAUGCCAAAGAGAUGGCGUGGUAAAGAAAAUACUGAAAUGGUCCGGAUAGAGUUUGAAACUCUGUUUCAGUAUACAGGAAUGAUGUUGCUGGAGGAGAUGGCCUCAAUUUUCCUCACUCCAUUCUUGCUUCUAUUUAUUGUACCGAAGCGGGUGGAUGACAUUUUACAGUUCAUUGCAGAUUUUACAGUGGAUGUUGAAGGUGUUGGUCACGUUUGCAGUUUUAGUGUCUUUGAUUUCCAAAAUCAUGGCAAUGGUAAUUAUGGCUCUCCACAUAAUGCACCUUGUGCACAGAGGAGUUCUCAGGGGAAAAUGGAGAAAUCUUUCUUGAGUUUCAAGAGUAGCUAUCCUUCAUGGGAACCAGAUGCUCAAGGAAAGCAUUUCUUGUCAAAUAUUCGAACUUUCCGGGAUCAAAUGUUGCAAAGGCAGGGAGCUAGACAUGUAUAUUCUUCUGAUAGAUUGUGGCGAGGUAGCCCGCUGAGAGCUUACAGUGAUAGAAAUGACUUUUUAUCAAAGGAAAUGCAGCAGAAUAUUCCAGGCGGCUACAAUAUGGAUUCUUUAUGGCUAAUUGAUGCUAAUCAAAAGAAUCACCCAUAUCUUCUAGAUUGGUACUAUACCUCUCGAGCGCAACAGAUGCCUAGUUAUAGAAGAGACACUGCAGCAAGGCCAUUUGAACCAGCUGAGGAACAGCAUAAGAAUUACUGGGGUCCGAUCAACACAACGCAUGAUGAAGCAAGAGAUAAAGAAUACCGGCCACACCAUUUUGAUGAUGGAUCCCUGUCGCGUCUUGAAGCUUCAACAUCAGCUCCUUUCUUCCAUGAGAGUGUACUUCAGCAUCAUGAUACAAAUGUAUCGGUGCACCAUACACGGAGCUGUUGGUGGCUUAGAGAUGGUUCAGACAGUGCACAGCCUCAAACAAGCUUUCUUGAGCCUCCUGAUUUCAACCGUCAUUCUUCAAACCACCCAUACGAUAACUUCUCCGAGAGGAAUGUGGAAGAUGAAGACCAAUUCCUUGAUUGGAGGGAUUCUUGGAGGUUAUCCCGAACGACUUACUUGGAUGAUCUUGAAGCUGGAGAGGAUGUAAAUCUUCAUUUUGCUGAUAUUUACAGUGGACCCCCAGAAACUCCCACUCUAAAUUUAAGGCCCCCGAGCUUCAAUUGAUCUAUAAUCACUUAGUUUGUGGUGUGGUAGUUUCCUUCAGAAGAAUGAAAUUGAAAUGAGGUUUCUAAUGCUGGACUAAGAUUUAUCGUGUGGAUGGAAGAAACCCUGUAUUCUUUGUUGUAUAUAGAUUCGUUAUGAGGUUAUUUCUUUAAGGCCUCAGAUCUUGAUUUAUAAGGAACAUGCUUAGAAAAAUGAUCCACUGUUAACUUUGUGAUCUGUGUAUAAACAAACAAUUACUAGCCAUUUGUACAUACUUUUGUCUUGAAUUCUUAAUCAAGCAUCAUUAAUUUUGUAAAA
Messenger RNA from Gossypium raimondii (Peruvian cotton), 3200 nucleotides. RefSeq names its product autophagy-related protein 9. Lineage: Eukaryota; Viridiplantae; Streptophyta; Magnoliopsida; Malvales; Malvaceae. Gene Ontology annotation, cellular component: phagophore assembly site; autophagosome. The transcript is spliced from 12 exons. Bases 303 to 2903 code for a protein of 866 amino acids. Gene Ontology annotation, biological process: protein localization to phagophore assembly site; autophagy of mitochondrion. The record is from RefSeq and is a predicted model, not a curated record.